UAAAUCUUGGCUCUUGGCUUGGUGUGGCCCUCGUGGCCAAAAAUUUAUCGUGAAAUGCUUUUUUCUAUAUUUCUUUGCCUCUGGCAUUUAGCCAAGAAUUUUGUGUCAUGCCGUGUCCUUCUCAAAAUACACUGUCCUCUGUGGAAUUCUUGCAAGAUUCACACCACAUCACAAUUUCUUUCUGAUACAGUAUGGCUACAGGUUGUCCAGACAGGUCAGUCUGAUGCUUCUGCUGGUUUAUAUAUAUUUACAAACUCUCAUCGGAGCUCUCCGCAUCCACAUCACAUCAGGACAAAAUACAUCAUUAAUGCGGGUGAAAAUACAUUAAGGAAUUUUCGCAUGGGUGGAUUACCAUCAAAGGGACUUGACAAGAUGUUCAUGACUGGCUCUACAAUCAAUCACAUUGGUGGUCUGACAAACAUGCUUCUAGCUACGCAAACUGAUAAUUUUUCGGUCGAUAAACUUGUCGAUGUCUAUGGUCCACCGAAUCUGGAUGCAUUCUUACAAACAAUACAGAAAUCUUUUCAGUACAUGAGUAAGUUCGAGUUUGUAAAACUUCACCAGAUUGAGGAACGAAUAAAGUGGCUGGAAAUUGCGAGUGAUGAUAAUUUUCAAAUUUUCGCCUUUGCUACAAGUGAUGGUUCGCAAGAGAACGGUCGGACGAUUUUCCCAAAUCUUGCCGUUUCUUACGCGUUUUUAUUACAAGAACCGCUACGAAGAGUUCGCAUGGAUGUAACAGAAAAUCUUGGCCUGGCGCAGGAAAUUUUGAGAAACGUUAUAGAAAAGUGUCAAAUGGGAUAUUCUGUUGAUUUACCUGGUGGAAAACAUAUCAAUCCAGAUGACAUUCUUCAUCCGACGCCACGUCGACAAUCAUUUGUUGUCAUAGAUUGUCCAUCAAAACAUGUCCUGAACAAAUUAUCUUCUUUCAUGUCACGUGAUUUCUUCUCAAGUGAUUUGCACACUCACGUGGACAUAGUAAUUCACAUGACCGGAAAAGAUAUAGCAAAUUCCAUGGAAUACAAAUCUUGGAUGACAACGUUUGACCCAGAAACGAAACAUCUUAUGAUGAAUGAGCACGUGAUUGAAAGACCAGCUUUCACCGUCUUUGAUGAAGUUUAUGAUAGGUUAAAUAAACUUCACGUGAACAUUUUCCCGCCGCUGUACUAUUCAUUGUUUAUGGAUAAAAUUCACUCUGGUUUUAAAGAUUUUCCCGAGGGUUCUGUCCAUUUUGCUGCUCCGACUUUGAGGUAUAAUUUUCGGCCAAUAGCCUUUGAAGGCUUUGAACAAAACUUGGUGGCUGUAAAAGCUGUAAAUGAAAAAGAAUCGUCGGCAAAUGGAAGUCGUUCAAAUGUGUUCGCAAGCUCUACGUUGAGCAACGAUUUUCAGGUUGUUUUCCUUGGAACUGGUUCACGUAUUUCAUCAAAUCUUCGCAACACUAGCGGGAUUUUGUUGAAUUUGAGUGAUGAAACGUCCAUUUUAAUGGACUGUGGCGAAACGUUAAGACAGAUGUUUUAUCAUUACGGAGACGAUGUGAACACGAUGCUAAAGCGAAUCCGUACCGUGUUUGUCUCCCAUAUGCAUAUUGACCAUCAUUUGGGUCUUGUCAAUAUUUUACGACAUCGUAAGAAGAUUAUGGGUGAUUCAAGUUUCGUAAGAAUCAUUGGUCCAGAAACUUUGGACUUAUACUUAAGAUAUUUCGAAAUGCUGUGUGGUGAAACUUUCAACUUCAGGUUCACUCAGUUUUGGUGGGUGAAAAGAGGAUUAGAGAAGAAAGAAGGCAAACAAUUUAGUCGCUCUUUGGGAUUUUCUUCUAUUUCUGUUGUCCCUACGAAACACAGUGAUUACUCUCAUGGUUUGGUACUUGAACGCAAUGGAUGGAAGAUCGCUUAUUCUGCUGACACAAGACCUUGUAAACAGUUAAUGGAUGCCGGUGAAAAUGCGACAUUACUCAUUCACGAGGCUACAUUCGAUGAUAAACUGCUUUACAGAGCGAAAGAAACUGCCCAUUGUACCGUAUCUGAAGCAAUCAAAUGUAGUGAACUGAUGAAAGCCGAGUACACGAUUUUAACACACAUCAGCAAUCGACAUAUUUUCCCCUGUAAAUCUUCAAGACUGCCUCAUCACGUGAGCUUUGCUUUUGAUCACAUGACGGUUGAGCAAAAAGAUCUUAGAAAUAUUCGUGGAAUAAUGGCAAAUGUUGAGAGAAGCGUUGUAUACCAAUGGAAGAGAAAAAGAAAACAGAAGCAAGCUGUUAAAUCAAAAGACUCUCCCAUUAUGGUGAAUUCUUAGACUGGCGUAGCUACUUAACCGAACGAAUGAAUUCUUUGCAUUCAAACUUACAGGCUUGCAAGUAAUUUUUGAAUUGAAAUUACCUAACAUUUAGUUUUAUAUAGCUAAUCAUGGCACUCCAGAAAA
This is a messenger RNA of Xenia sp. Carnegie-2017, 2415 nucleotides long. RefSeq names its product zinc phosphodiesterase ELAC protein 2-like. Gene Ontology annotation, biological process: mitochondrial tRNA 3'-end processing. The record is from RefSeq and is a predicted model, not a curated record. Gene Ontology annotation, molecular function: 3'-tRNA processing endoribonuclease activity. Gene Ontology annotation, cellular component: mitochondrion. NCBI's taxonomy places the organism in Eukaryota, Metazoa, Cnidaria, Anthozoa, Malacalcyonacea, Xeniidae.